GAGAGCAAGUGUCCUACCCCAAAUUGCGAUGGCACCGGGCAUGCUACUGGCCUCUACUCACAUCAUCGAAGUUUGUCUGGCUGUCCGAGGAAAGAUCGUGUUACUCCUGAAGUUCUGGCUCAGCAUGAUACAGUGCUCAGAUGUCCAACACCAGGUUGUACAGGCAGGGGACAUGUUAACAGUAACAGGAGUUCACAUAGGAGGUGA
Helobdella robusta is the source of this 207-nucleotide messenger RNA. RefSeq lists its product as hypothetical. The annotation marks the transcript as partial. Lineage: Eukaryota; Metazoa; Annelida; Clitellata; Rhynchobdellida; Glossiphoniidae. Gene Ontology annotation, biological process: regulation of transcription by RNA polymerase II. Gene Ontology annotation, molecular function: RNA polymerase II cis-regulatory region sequence-specific DNA binding; DNA-binding transcription factor activity, RNA polymerase II-specific; zinc ion binding. Gene Ontology annotation, cellular component: nucleus. The record is from RefSeq and is a predicted model, not a curated record. The transcript has 4 exons.